Molecule: messenger RNA, 877 nt
Organism: Mangifera indica (mango)
Lineage: Eukaryota; Viridiplantae; Streptophyta; Magnoliopsida; Sapindales; Anacardiaceae
Product: eukaryotic translation initiation factor 5A-3
Exons: 5
Coding region: 151-633 (160 amino acids)
Biological process (GO): positive regulation of translational termination; positive regulation of translational elongation
Molecular function (GO): translation elongation factor activity; ribosome binding; RNA binding
Source: RefSeq, a predicted model, not a curated record
UACAAAGGAAAAACGACAACACAAACACAGCAUAGAACGCCUAUAUUAUAUACAUUUAAAACACCACCUAUAUAGCGUUUUUCUUCAUCUCCUCCGCCUCUCUUUAUCACUCUCUCUCUGAAUCGGCCGAUUUAACAAGUUCCUGAAACGAUGUCGGACGAGGAGCACCACUUCGAGUCUAAGGCCGAUGCCGGAGCCUCCAAAACCUACCCUCAGCAAGCCGGUACAAUCCGUAAGAACGGUUACAUUGUUAUUAAGAAUCGUCCUUGUAAGGUUGUGGAAGUUUCCACCUCCAAGACUGGUAAGCAUGGUCAUGCUAAGUGUCACUUCGUUGGAAUUGAUAUCUUCACUGGAAAGAAGCUGGAAGAUAUUGUCCCCUCUUCCCACAAUUGUGAUGUUCCCCAUGUCAAUCGUACUGACUAUCAGCUGAUUGAUAUUUCCGAGGAUGGAUUUGUGAGUUUGCUUACUGAAAAUGGUAACACUAAGGAUGAUCUUAGGCUUCCGACCGAAGAGAAUCUGCUGAGCCAGAUCAAGGAAGGGUUCGCCGAAGGGAAGGAUUUGGUUGUGAGUGUGAUGUCUGCCAUGGGUGAGGAGCAGAUCAAUGCUCUUAAGGACAUUGGUCCUAAGAAUUAGUUGUACUAUCUCUGUCUUCUAUGUUUUCUGGGAAGAAAGAAAGGAAGAAAUUUUAAUCAUCUAGAUUUUGCAUUUUAUAAUUUAACUAUUGUGUUUUGUGGUUGGAAAACCAUUAGCCUGCUUGGAAUAUGUAGUAGUGCAUUUGUGAUGGGUGGGUAAUUGGUUGCACCUUCGUAAAAAACCAUGGUGUUUUAAUUUGUGUAAUGAGUUGAAAUGUCAGUGAGAAAUGGUGUUUUUGCAUUCA